AUGAAAUACACACAAAUUAGUCGUUUCGUGGCGUUGGGUGCCAUACUGGUAUCGACUGCCACUGCCGCAUACUUUCCCGGUGGUCUUCUUUCUACCAAGUAUACCUCAUUCGAUAAGCGUACCAUACCUGUAGCAGGUAGUGAUGGUAUCUGCUACACCUACACUGUUUUAGCGGCAGACACCUGUGCCAGUAUUGCCAAGGCCUUCGACAUCACGGUGGCCGAGAUCGAAGAGUACAACUCCGAUGUGUAUGCCUGGUUUGGCUGUGACAAUUUGUAUCAAGGAGCCUUCAUUUGUCUGAGUCCCGGGUCUCCUGCUAUGCCUGUUGCUCUUCCGCACGCUAUAUGCGGACCCCAGGUACCAGGAACAGUACGACCUGCUGAUAUGUCCAAGUCCAAUCUUGCUUCUCUGAACCCUUGCGUCUCAGAGGAUUGUUGCUCAAUUGAUGGUCGGUGUGGAACUACCUCGGCAUACUGUAGUUCAUCAGUUUGUAUCUCCAAUUGCAACGCAAAAGCCGCGAGCGCAGCGACUACGAGUAAAACUUCCAAAUCAUCAACGACCAGCAAGAUCUCCACGAAAUCAACUACCACUUUAUCAAAGACUACAAGCACGACAUCCACCAAGUCAUCCCCCUCAUCAACAAAGACUACGUCAUCGCAAGAGAAAGAAACAGUGACCGAAACAGCCUCCGCGGCCUCGGCGACACAUACGUGGUCUAUAGCAAUAUAUGACAAAUCCAAUUGCGAUGCAGGUGGAACAGGCUAUUAUGUUGUUGGAGGGUUCAAUACCAACACAAGGACUAGAUGUUUAGUCUUAAGCGGAGGUGACUUGACCACUGACGAUAGUGGCCCUGACCCGUGGUGCCAAUGGUAUUCUGGUGGUGGCCACAGUGGCUAUAAGAGUUGCGGAUCGUCCACACUUACCGUGCCCGGGUCCUAUUUUAUCUCAGCUGGUCAGUGUUGGACCUAUUCGGAUGAUGCUUGCCAGGAUUAUUCGGGGCAAAUAAAUAACCCGAAUAUCGGGUGUCAACAUUAUCUUUUAACGAGCUGGAACCCUAAGACUAUUGGCUCUAUGGAAUGUGCGUAUAUCAUGUGA
Molecule: messenger RNA, 1095 nt
Organism: Penicillium longicatenatum
Lineage: Eukaryota; Fungi; Ascomycota; Eurotiomycetes; Eurotiales; Aspergillaceae
Exons: 2
Coding region: 1-1095 (364 amino acids)
Molecular function (GO): chitin binding
Source: RefSeq, a predicted model, not a curated record